Messenger RNA from Monodelphis domestica (gray short-tailed opossum), 5222 nucleotides. It is a transcript of the gene NUCB2, whose product is annotated as nucleobindin 2. Gene Ontology annotation, molecular function: calcium ion binding. Gene Ontology annotation, cellular component: endoplasmic reticulum-Golgi intermediate compartment; extracellular exosome. The record is from RefSeq and is a predicted model, not a curated record. NCBI's taxonomy places the organism in Eukaryota, Metazoa, Chordata, Mammalia, Didelphimorphia, Didelphidae.
GCCAUGGCAGCGGAGGAGGGCACGCUCGUGGCGGUGGUGGCGGCGGCGGCAGCUGGACGGCGAGAGAGAGGGGCCGGCGUCGCCGCAGCGGGAGAGUGGGCGCGGGCGCGAGCGCGAGCGCGAGAGCGAGCGGGAAGCCGUCGCCCUGGUCCGGGGGACCCGACGUGACCGCGCCGACGGGAACCGGUGCCCAGGCGGAGCCUGCGAGCAAGAUGUGGUGGAGAAGCAUAGAACUGCAGUGUUAUUUUUUUUUAGUUUCAUGUCUCCUAACUGGUUUUGAAGCUGUGCCUAUAGACAUAGACAAGACAAAAGUAAAAGAUACUCCUGACGUGGAAGGAGAAAAAAUAGAACCUCCAGAUACUGGACUAUAUUACGAUGAAUAUCUCAAGCAAGUGAUUGAUGUGCUAGAAACAGACCAACAUUUCAGAGAAAAACUCCAAAAUGCAGAUAUAGAAGAAAUCAAGAAUGGCAAACUGAGCAAAGAGCUUGAUUUAGUAAGUCACCAUGUCAGAACAAAACUUGAUGAACUGAAGAGACAGGAAGUGGCAAGAUUAAGAAUGCUGAUUAAAGCUAAAUUGGAUUCCAUUCAAGACACAGGCAUAGAUUAUCAAGCUCUUUUGAAACAGUUUGAGCAUCUAAAUCAUCAAAAUCCUGACAAGUUUGAACCAACAGAUUUGGAUAUGCUAAUCAAGGCUGCUACAAAUGAUUUAGAAAACUAUGAUAAAACUCGCCAUGAAGAAUUUAAAAAAUAUGAAAUGAUGAAGGAGCAUGAAAGACGAGAAUAUUUGAAAACAUUAAAUGAAGAAAAAAGGCAUGAAGAAGAAUCUAAAUUUGAAGAAAUGAAGAAGAAACAUGGAAAUCAUCCAAAAGUCAACCACCCAGGAAGCAAAGACCAACUAAAAGAGGUUUGGGAGGAAACUGAUGGACUGGAUCCUACUGACUUUGACCCCAAGACAUUUUUCAAAUUGCAUGAUGUCAAUAGUGAUGGUUUUUUGGAUGAACAAGAAUUGGAAGCCCUGUUUACCAGAGAGUUAGAGAAAGUAUAUGACCCUAAAAAUGAAGAGGAUGACAUGGUAGAAAUGGAAGAAGAAAGACUUAGGAUGAGGGAACAUGUAAUGAAUGAGGUGGAUAUUAACAAGGACCGGUUAGUGACUUUGGAAGAGUUUCUAAAAGCUACUGAGAAAAAAGAAUUCUUGGAGCCAGAUAGCUGGGAGACAUUGGAUCAGCAGCAGCUUUUCACAGAGGAAGAGCUGAAAGAAUUUGAAAAUCACAUCUAUGAACAAGAACACAAGCUCAAACAGAAGGCAGAAGAUCUCCAGAAGCAAAAGGAAGAGCUCCAACGUCAGCAUGACCAGCUCCAAGCACAGAAACAUGAAUAUCAGCAGGUUGUACAACAGAUGGAACAGAAGAAAUUACAACAAGGAGUACCUCCAGCAGGGCCAGGUGGAGAAUUAAAAUUCCAGCCACCUGGGCAGCACCAUGAAGAGAAUUCAGAAAAGCAUUCUUUAGGCAGUGACCACCUUCAGCCUUUGCCACCAGGGCACGUUUCUCCUCUUCAGGAAGGAGCAGCCAUGGCUGAACAUGCCCAGAUCCACCCUUAACCGUCCGGUGCCUCAACUUUAUACUUUCCUUGUUCAUUUUUUUGUUUGUUUAUUUAAAAAGGGAGACUAAAGUGGAUUAAGAAAUUAAAUUUAAAAUGCCCUAUUUCUGGCCCGUGCCUGUAUCAUCAUGAGAAGAAUACUUUUAAUUUUAUUUCAAGCAAUAUUUUAAAGCAAUCUCUUUCAUUAUCUCCUUAAAAUUGGUAGUGGAAAGAAGGUUACUAAAAAUCCAAUUCCAUUCUUGACUUCCUUUUUUAGAGGCAAAUCUUAGUGCCUGGGGCUCAAGAUCCCAUUAAAAACGAAAACAAAACAUUAGUUAGCUAUGAAUCAGUAACCUGUUUUCAGGAGAAUCCCAGAACUAGAACAUAUGUACAUAGCUACAACAGAAGGUGAUUAAGAACCUGGAUCCAGGGGUCUAGUUAUUCCAUUUCCAGCUCAGCCAAACUGCUUGUUGUUUUUGAGACCAAAAAAAUACCCUUCAAAAGAAGACUUUGAACCUCAGUUUUAAUUUUUUUUAAUUGUCUUGAAGAAUUAUGCAGAAAAGUAAUAAUGAUCAUUCAUGUUUACAGAUCCCUCAAAUUCUCACUGUGUAAAGCCUCAAGUAUAAAUAUUUUUAUUAGCUUUAGUUUCAAUGAAGGGAAAUGCAUUGUACCAGCUCUGUUGUGGGCCAGCAAUUUAUAAUAUCCUUCUUCCUGCCUAAUAGCCUUCCUUACUAAGAAUCUUCAGAGCUCUGCAUGCUGUCCAGAUGAUGUUCAUUUGUAUUGAAGCAAGCUAUCACAAGAAAUAACACUGGAGUUUGCAGAUCUGCCUACUUCCUUUCAUUUCUGCAGUCAUGGUUAUAUUUCCCUCAAUUUUCUCUACUUAAAAUGGUGUUCAUGGUAGGUAGAGGGUGGGUUUCUUUUUUUCCUUUAAUUGAUACUUUUUGGCUCUUCAUUAGAUGAUAUUUUUACCUUGAUAGAAACAAUUCAUUUUCCUCAUUGUUUAUCACAAGCUAAUGGGUCGUCUAUUUAUGUGACAAGUGGAAGAAGAAAUGUAAUUCAUCCUGGUUCUAUGAAACAUUCUUCGUAAAUCAACUUGUUCAAAUUGUGUUGUUUUUUUCCUUGGUCUUGCAAUUUUGACCAUCUUUUUGAAAGAUGGUGUCAGAGCUGUAUAUGCCAAUUUAUUUUAUUAGUGGUGUUCCCUCCUCCCUCUGCCCCCUCUUAAGGUUAGGGAAAUAAAUUACUGAAUUAUACUGUAAUUAUUAUGCCUUUUUAUAUGAAGUCCUGCCAUUCUGCUUCAUGUGUUAUGCAUCUUUUUGGAGUAGUUUUGAUUCCUUUUUGACAAAUAUGAAUUUCAAAAUUAUUUAAGUUUAAUUAAUGUUAUAAGAGAAAACAUAAUAGAUCUGAUGAGACUCCUUUCUUUGGCUUGAUUUUUUUCCUAGAUAAAUUGUAUUUUUGUUUCCUGUCUGUAUUUCUUUCCUCCCUCCUCCCUUAGCAUGACUGAAUUUUGUUCUUAUUGACAUUUGUAUUGCUUGAGAAUUGAAGUUGAACUUGGAAAGAAAAAAGCCACCUUGGAGAAAUUCAUCACGUUACUCUUGCCAAGCCAAAUCAGCAGAUUCCCUUCCUCCAAGAUGUCUUUUUGGAUUUCUGGCCCUUGCCAUGGGAAGGAAUAUUCAUCCUGUAGAGAAAUCUCUAACUUGAUACUUAGGACUAAAGUCCAUGGGAAAAGCUAAUGGGGGGAGGGGAAAGAAGUGGGAAUACAUGGGGACCAGUAGUAUUUCCUUGUACCACGGUAUAGUAAGACCCUGUUGAGUUGAUGCCUCUCUCCAAUUCUUGUUAAUUUUUGCUCCACCGAAAUAAUGGUUAUAAAAAUAAGCCAGAACCUAUCUCCCACCCUUGGUGUAUCACAGCAAAUAUUUUCUACCACUUUAUUUUUUCUUUUUCUUUAAACUCUUACCUUCUGUCUUAGAAUCAAUACUGGAUAUUGGUUCCAAGACAAAAGGGCAGUAAGGACUAGGCAGUGGGGGUUAAGUGACUUGCUCAAGGCCUUUCCACCUCUUGAAUUGGUAACGGCAACCACAAGUCUUUUUUUUUUUUCAUAUAAGGUCAGGCUUGUUUACUCAGUCCUUUUAUAUGUAUUUAUGUUUUGUUUUUUCUACCUAUUAGGAAAGAGGAAGACCCAACUGACUCUUUUCUGUUGUUGCUGCUGUUUUAAAAAGACAUGAACCCUUUUCCUGAUUUAUUGCCUCCUCUCCACAGGCAGUAAUAAAGUUCUUUCCCCUCUAUGGCUCUUUUCUGCUUUCCCACAUUCAGCUUACAUGCCUUUCCCUGGUUUUAGGAUGUGGUUGCAGGAUAUGCUACCAGUCCCUGGGAAAUACCUGGAGGAAAACAUGCUGCUCUUACUUCUUGAUUUUAGAAAGUUAACUCCAGCUGACUUGUAUGUCACCACCAACUACUAACAGUAGCUGUUGGACUUAGCAUACAGAAUGUCCAUGCCCUCACAGUGCUAAGACUUAUACUUUCUUCCUGGGAAUUCAUCUUAAAGUGAUCCUCAUUAAGACUAAAAGUUGCUUCUUAAAAUUCUAUUCUAAGAGUACAGUGUAAAAGAUAAAAAUAAAUGCUAAGUCUUUUACCUUGAGGAGAUGAUUUGAAGGACUGUUUCAUUCUUGUAUGGUAGCCCAAGUUACCAUUGAAGGAAGGAAGUCAAAUGAUUUCCAUUUCUGAAGUCCUCCUCUCCCAUUAUAGCAUAGGACUCCUCUGCCUGUUUCUUCCAAAUUUGAGUUUGAUUUUGGAAAGGUUUUGCAGACUGAAUUACCUUUCGUAUUCCUGGGAAUGAGGGGAGAGGUGCCACCAAAAAUUGUGACUUUUGUUGUUUAGACAUUUCCUUCUUUAAGGCUGUCUGGUAUCUUUCACAUAUAUUGAAUUUGGAAGCCACUGGAACUUUUAGAAAUGCCAAUUCAGUAUCAUCAGUUUUAUCUAUGGCGACACAUCAAGAACCUAUAAAUGGAAAAAAGAUAAAUUUAAGAAAGGGGUCUGGUCAUGUGAAAUAAGUGAAAGGAAUAAGCUUAUUGUUUUUGAUAUAGUUGAAAUUUCUUUUAAAAAGAUUGUUAUUGAUUUUUCUUUUAAUCAGUGAAACAAGCGCUGCUUAGAAUAGAUUUAUUAUAACUGUCUUGUGUUCUUUAAAACCUCUUAUGAGAAUUCACCAAUAUUAUUUUAAAACUAGGGUCUUGAUUAAAGAUCCUUUAGAGUGCAUUUUCUAUUAUUAAUUUUGAAGGGAUUCUCAAGACUGUGCAUCUUAUGCAUUGUUAAAAAUGCAGCCCUGUGUACCCCUUUUUUAAGCUGGACAGGCUCAGCUAUAGUUGACUUUUGAAAUGGAUAGCUGUUCUGUGCACCAUUGUACUUAGAUUGGUUUGUACUUUGGACCACUUAAAAAGAAAAUAAUUGCUUUGUAAUUUUGAUAACGAAGUCAAGAAGACACAGAUUCAAGCUUUAGCUUUCCAAAUUCUGUUGGGUAUGGGUUUCUUUUCAUUUUUUGGAUAUAUGUUGUAAAAAAUCGUAUUCUCCAGUGCAAUAUUGGUUAGAAAAUGUUGUUUGUCAUCCUUUGUAUAGAUUUGUUUUAAAUUUGAUUAAACAGAAAAUCAGAUAA